UUCCUUGGGCUUUUGUUCUUGCAGGCCAUGAUCUAAUCAUGGCAGACGGAGAUGGUGUUGAGACGGUCGGGAUGGCGGCAGCCACCCCUGGCCGUGAAGAUGGAGACCAGGAGCCCACUGCGGAUCUCGUAUCUGUGGACCAGGGGGCCGAGCCACAGGCUAGAUCAGAACCUGGAGUUUCCACUCGGAAAAGACCUGAGCCCAAGCCGCCCGGUGACGGCGGCGCUUCAGCCACUCUCCCUGCUCAGGAAUGUGUAUCCGGAGACGCGCCCCAGACUGGAUGGGGCUACUGGGGCAGCUGGGGCAAGUCCUUACUGUCCUCAGCCUCCGCCACUGUAGCCACAGUAGGACAAGGUAUUUCCAGUGUCAUCGAGAAGGCAGAGACUUCCCUGGGGAUCCCUAGUCCCAGUGACUUCUCAGCUGAAGCCCAGCAUGCAGCCGGUGGUUCGGAUGCCAAAGAGAACGAAAGCUCCUCCCCCGCUGGACCUCUGGGCAUGUUCUCCACCAUCUCCACCGCCGUCCAGAGCACGGGGAAGAGCGUCAUCAGUGGGGGUUUGGACGCCCUGGAGUUCAUUGGGAAGAAGACCAUGGAUGUCAUCGCUGAAGGGGACCCUGGCUUUCGGAGAACCAAGGGCCUGAUGUACCGUAGCUCCACACUGUCGCAGGUGCUCCGGGAGGCGAAGGAGAAUGAAGAGCUCCGGCCGGCUGGGGAGGUCGGCGUGGACACGGACAGGAGAACUCACUACGGGCUUCUCUUCGAUGAGUUCCAGGGCCUUUCGCAUCUGGAAGCCCUGGAGAUGCUUUCCCGGGAGAGCGAAGUGAAGGUGAAAUCUACCCUGAAUUCUCUGCGUGGCGAGGAGUCGGAGGCUCUGAAGCUUGAGUUAGAGCGACUCAAGGAAGCGUUUUCCCUGGCGGACUUCUGCGAGGAUGAGGAAGAAGAGCGGAAAGGGGACGAGGACUUUACCCGCGAGGUGACAGAGCUGUUUUCCCAGCUGCGCGUCUCCUCCAGACCAGAGAAGCUCACCAGGGCGAGAAACACGGCCUGCGAGUGGGUCAGGAUGCCUCGGGCCCCAGCACCAGCUGAGGAGGGAGGAGAAAGACAGCCAGAGACAGAGAAGACGGAGCAGACUCCUGCAGUGUCCAUAGAGGACAUUCAUGCCUUUGCCAUCCGGAGCCUUGCGGAGCUGACGGCCUGCUCCAUUGAACUGUUCCACAAGACGGCCGCUCUGGUUCUGCACGGUGGGAAGCAGGAAGUCACCGCCCUCGAAAGGAGCAAAGCCCUGUCCCAGCUGACGGUCGUCCUGUGCAAGGAGCUGUCCUCGCUGUCCAAGGAGUUCUCCACCUGCCUGACGGCUGCAGGGGUGGAAGAAAAGGCUGACGUCCUGAACCCAUUGAUCACUGCAGUGUUUCUGGAGGCCUCCAACAGCGCCUCCUACGUCCAGGACGCCUUCCAGCUGCUGCUCCCCGUGCUGCAGCUCUCGCUCGUCGAGGACGCGGAGCCGCGCGCCUGAGCCUCGUGCCGGGACUUCCGUCUGCUGCCUCCUUUGCUUGGCGCUGGCCUCGAGGCCCUCCGGCUCUGCCCAUGGGUUCCAACUAAUAAAUUAUUUGGAAAGAAACUUCUUGGAAAGUUUGAGAGUUACCGUUCGUCCGGAUCGGGGUUGGUGGGACGCUUUGCUCUGGCCUGGCAGAGCGCGUACGGUU
Molecule: messenger RNA, 1701 nt
Organism: Sorex fumeus (smoky shrew)
Lineage: Eukaryota; Metazoa; Chordata; Mammalia; Eulipotyphla; Soricidae
Gene: FAM114A2
Product: family with sequence similarity 114 member A2
Exons: 13
Coding region: 39-1511 (490 amino acids)
Source: RefSeq, a predicted model, not a curated record